GGUACCUAUAUAAAUAUCUUUCGUAGUGAAAUUCGGUCACUUUAUACUUAACAAUUGAACUUGUACUAUACAAAUUGAAAUAGUCACUUCUCGACAAUGUUUAUUGGUGUCACGCGGGUAAUCGUAGGUUUUAUUUUAUAUUUUAAUGUUAUUAGUAGUACACCUUUGUUUAAAGUGAAUCAAAUCAUACAACUAGUGAAUAACAUUCCAAAACACACAUGGAAGGCUGGAAUAAAUUUACAUCCAAGUUUUUUGACGAACGUUUCACAUCGCAUGGGAGUUCUACCACGGAAUAAACUAAGUGAAAAGGACAUUCUCCCCACAUAUGAUGUAUCCAUUGAUUCUGAAUCUCUGCCGGACAGUUAUGAUGUUACGCAAACAUGGUCUAAAUGCAAAUCGGUUGUUUCAAUCAGAGACCAAUCAAAUUGCGGAUCUUGUUGGGCCCUAUCAACUGCUUCUGCAUUUAGUGAUCGUCUAUGUAUCACCUCAAAUAUGAGUGUUAAUAAAGUCUUAUCUGGUGAAUACAUAAAUUCGUGCUGCAAUGGUAAAUGUGGUGACGGAUGUAACGGUGGUCAUCCAGAAAAAGCGUGGAAGUUCAUAAAGAGAAACGGAUUAUGUACCGGAGGUGAAUACGCUUCUAACGAGGGAUGUCAGCCAUAUAGUAUAGCUCCUUGUCCAAGAAAUGCAAACUCCUGCUCUAAGGAAAAUGAAGAUACUCCCCAGUGUUUCAGAGAUCAGUGUACCAAUAACAACUAUGAGACUCCAUUAGAAUCAGAUCUGUACUAUGCCUAUAAAGUGUAUUCUGUUAAACCAAAACCUGAAAUAAUUAUGGGGGAAGUAUAUAAAAAUGGACCUGUUGUGGCAGCAAUGAAAGUCUAUGAAGAUUUCUUAUGCUAUAAAGGAGGAAUAUAUCAGUAUACGACCGGUGCAUUAAAAGGCGACCACGCUGUCAAAAUAAUGGGAUGGGGUCAAGACGACGGAAUAGAUUACUGGUUAUGUGCUAAUACAUGGGGUAAUUCUUGGGGCAUGGGUGGAAUGUUUAAAAUCCGAAGAGGCAGAAAUGAAUGCGGAAUUGAAAACCGUAUAACUGGUGGAUUACCGAAAGUCUUACCACCAAUACGUUACAUAACAGUCUAACACAUAAUCAUAAGUGGUCUCCAGGGAGGUUUCUCGUUUCAAAAGCACUCUCGCCCAUAUGGGAUUUUAUGUUUUGAAUAUGGGACGCAGGACGCAUCCAUAAACUAUUUAUAUUGGAUAAACUAGCCCCCCCCCCCCUCAGAAAAGUAAUUCAACCGCUUAUGUAUUAUAUUACGUGUAUAAUGUAUUUAUAUGUAAGGCCUAAGUCGAUUAUCGACUAUCAAGAUCUAUAUCCAUCUUAAUGUACCUAUAGGUGCCUAAUGCGCCUAAUUGUGUAAGUAUUGGUACUUAAAUUAAAAAAAGGUACCUUAAAA
Molecule: messenger RNA, 1451 nt
Organism: Myzus persicae (green peach aphid)
Lineage: Eukaryota; Metazoa; Arthropoda; Insecta; Hemiptera; Aphididae
Product: cathepsin B-like cysteine proteinase 4
Exons: 7
Coding region: 97-1137 (346 amino acids)
Cellular component (GO): lysosome
Molecular function (GO): cysteine-type endopeptidase activity
Source: RefSeq, a predicted model, not a curated record